Zophobas morio is the source of this 1832-nucleotide messenger RNA. It is a transcript of the gene chic, whose product is annotated as profilin. Gene Ontology annotation, cellular component: cell cortex. Gene Ontology annotation, molecular function: actin monomer binding. The coding region runs from base 140 to 520 and encodes 126 amino acids. The record is from RefSeq and is a predicted model, not a curated record. NCBI's taxonomy places the organism in Eukaryota, Metazoa, Arthropoda, Insecta, Coleoptera, Tenebrionidae. The transcript is spliced from 4 exons.
AUACUUCCGUUACUGCAAUCCUGUCCAGACAACUAUUCGGCUUCAGUUUGCUGUAAUUGCUGUGCGGCAACUGCUGUAUUUGUUGCAAAUUAGUGCUUGCUCCGUGUGUGAGUUGAUAAAUUAAAUUUCCUUAAUCAAAAUGAGCUGGCAGGAUUACGUAGACAAGCAACUUUUGGCUUCAAGAUGUGUAACAAAAGCCGCCAUCGCAGGACAUGAUGGAAAUGUUUGGGCGAGAUCGGAAGGAUUUGACGUUUCAAAAGAAGAAUUAGCCAAAUUGGUUCAAGGUUUCGAUAAGCAAGACAUUCUUACGUCGUCCGGUGUCACCUUAGCCGGCAACAGAUACAUCUAUCUUUCUGGCACGGACCGCGUCAUUAGGGCCAAAUUGGGCAAGGUUGGAGUCCACUGCAUGAAGACGACGCAAGCUGUCGUAGUAUCCCUUUACGAAGAUCCUAUCCAACCUCAACAAGCAGCGUCAGUUGUAGAAAAGCUAGGUGAUUAUUUAAUUACCUGCGGAUACUAGAGAUAGUGCGGGCCGCUGCAACACAGCCAUUGCCGUGCGGCGACUAUUAUUAUAUUACAAAAGUUGUAUUUUUUUCAAUAAUAACAGCGAACAGCAAUGUGUAUAUUCGAGUGCAUCAUCAUCAGUAUAAUUCAAUGUAGGAACGGUUGAUUUCCUUUAAACAAUCAUUAUGCGUGUAACUGCGAUCAUUGAUUUUAAUUUUCAUUGUUCCCAUGUAGGUUAUUUUAUAAGCAUUCGAUUGAAACAACAUCAAAAACCAACACGUUCCUCCUGUUAUUUUCGGUAGAUAUUCGACUUUUGGCUUCGAUGCAAGUGCUUAUAAGGUAGUCUACUUUGGUUUAUUUAUGAUUUUUUAGACUGUGGUCUCAAUAAAUACCGAUCAUUGUUUUAGGGAUAUUUAGGAUACUUUUCUUAAGUUGGACUUGUGUUUUUUAAACGUGUUCCGCUCAAUCGCGAGGUACGUUUCAAGAACGCGGUCUUUAUUUUUUAAUUAUUUAAAAUAAGCAUUUCGUGUUAGCUUUUCUUAUACCAUUGCUAUCUCUAAAUAUUUGAUACUGAGAAAUUACAGUUAGGGUUUUUUAAUAAAAAAAUCUCUAGUCCCGCUGUUCUCUUCUUUAAUUAUUUCCUUACCUCUUACCCUUGAACCCGAAAGCUUUGUACCGUAUAGUGUAUGAAAUUAUUGGAUGUGAAAACUUUACCCGUUUGUGGUGUUUUGCCCUUUAAAAAAGCGAGCAAAAGUUGAUUUUGUUUCCCAAAAGCACAAAAGUAGCUGUAAGUUGCCGAGUCUUCUCAUAAGGUCAUGGUAAGGUUUUUGUAUUCCUUGAUUUUGUAGCAGUUUUGCAAUCAUUUCAGCAAUAUUUUGUUUGUGUUCUUGCUUGUUCAUGUCAGUAAUCUUGUGCUAUAUGAUUGGUGUGAAUUAGUCUUUUAACCGGUCUCUCUAAAAUCUUAAUCUAAAUUCAAGCACUAGUUUUAUUGGAACACUUAGUUAAAGAACGGAGCAUACGCUGAAAUUUGUGAUAAUUUUAGAAUUAGACGGUUUUGACAGUAUUCAACUUCCUUGUGACUGUUACACCAAUCAGAAAAUAACCUGCAACGAGUCAUUCUACAUCUCGAACGGAUGUCCAAUCGCUCGUUGCACGCUGCUGUAAUGUUGUAACGCGUUAAAUGCUCAUAUUGUCCUUUUUAUUGUAAGAGACAUUAUUUUUACCUCUUAAUUUUUAAAAUCGAAAGUAGCUUUGUAAAGUUUUUCUGAUAUAAUUCGCGAGGGAUAUUGUGUAUCUAAGAAAAAACAUAAUAAAUUUGUAUUAUAAAA